Molecule: messenger RNA, 2180 nt
Organism: Cryptomeria japonica (Japanese cedar)
Lineage: Eukaryota; Viridiplantae; Streptophyta; Pinopsida; Cupressales; Cupressaceae
Product: probable L-gulonolactone oxidase 6
Exons: 2
Coding region: 36-1817 (593 amino acids)
Cellular component (GO): membrane
Molecular function (GO): D-arabinono-1,4-lactone oxidase activity; FAD binding
Source: RefSeq, a predicted model, not a curated record
GUAUGUGAAACUUCCUUGUAGCAUAGGGGGUCACGAUGUCGCCUCUUGUCAAAGCAUGCUUUCUGUGCCUCGUUACAUUUUCUUACCAAGUGAUAAAAAUCCAAGUUCUGGCCUGCAGCAUUCCACCUCCCACGGUUGAAUGCAACGGCUCGGGAUGCAGUCUGUACAACAACCAGGGCUUGUGGGAAGACCACUCUCCAUGCAAAGCCGCCAAAUCCCUAUUUCCCACGAGCGAAGCCCAACUGGUGGCUGCAGUCGCCGAGGGCGUGAAAAACAAGCAGAAGAUCAAUGUUAUCAGCGGGUUGGCCCACAGCCACACAAGGCUUGCCUGUGUGGGUGAAGGAGGGCUCAUUAUCAGCACAAGAGAUUUUGCAUCUAAAUUAAGUGUCGACAAGAGCGCGCAAACUAUUACAGUCGAUCCGGGCGUUAUUUUCCGAGAUCUGUUGGACGAAGCCGCCAAGGCCGACCUUGCUUUCCCGACCUCGACCUCCUGGGAUGGCGUCUCGGCCGCCGGAUCGAUCAGCACUGGAGCCCACGGUAGUGGGCUCGUCGGAAAAGGCUCCGCCAUUAAUGAAUAUGUCGUCGGAAUGAGACUCGUCGUCCCUGCGUCUGCUUCCGAAGGGUAUGCUAGAGUUAUUCAGUUGACAGAAGGGGAUGAAGAUUUGAAAGCCGCCAGAUUUUCAUUGGGUACUCUGGGUGCAAUUUCGCAGAUUACCUUUGCUCUGGAGCCCAUGUUCAAGCGAUCUGUGUCUUUGAGUUUGGAAGAUGACGCUGGUUUGGAGGAUCGGCUUGAGAGCUUCCUGAGAGGCACCGAAUUUGCAAAUAUAUACUGGUAUGUUGGUCAUGCCAAGGCCUUUCUGGGGAAAAUCGACAGAGUUUCUGUGAAUACGCCAGGCAAUGGCAUCAACAAGUCCUCUUACCAGCCCAACACGGUCGCCAAAGUGGAACAAAGCGCCGCCAAAUACGAUGCCUACGAAGCCAACGAGGAUCUAGUGACUCUUUGCAACGACACUGGAAAAUCCAUGAACAACAGAGUGGCGACCAGCGGCGGAUUUCUCAACGACGGAGAAAAUUUCACGGGGUACCCAGUUGUGGGAUUUAAUCACCUGAUGCAGGCGGCGGGUGGGUGCCAAGAUUACCAUCAGAAGCGCGACAACCAGUCGUCCUGCACGAUCUCCAAAAUUACAGACCAAAACCAGUUAAUCUGUUCGUGGGAUCGGCGAGUGAAGUCCAGGCAAACAUUUGACCUCGAAAUUAGGGUUCCUCUCUCUCGGGCUCGAGAGGCCAUCAUAGACGUGAAAAAGAUCAGAGAUCUCAAUCCCAACGCCCUCUGUGCCCUUGAAGGUUCGGGCAUCGUUAUGCGUACAAUUAAGAAAUCUGAAGCUUUUCUCGGCCCUCCAGAAGACAUGGUGACAUUUGAGGUCAUUUAUUACCGGUACAGGAAGGCUUAUGUUCCGAAGUUUAACAUGGACAUCUACCAGGAGAUUGAGCAAUUGCUGAUUGAGAAAUACGGAGGGAAUCUGCACUGGGGCAAAUCGGGUGGUCAUUUGUUCGAUGGAUUGGCAAAGAGAACUGUGAAUUUGCCCAAAUUCUUGAUGGUAAAGAAGAAACUUGACCCACAGGGCUUGUUCUCCAAUGACUGGACAGAUGCCUUGUUAGGACUAAGGGGUAAAAAAGUAGAGAUUUUGAAGAAGGGAUGCGCAUUGGAGAAGCUCUGCAAAUGCAGAGAGGACAUCCAUUGUGCGCCUGACAAAGGUUACCUGUGCAAACCAGGCCAAAUUUGGAAAAAUGCUCGGGUUUGCAGGAAAAGCAACUGAGAAAUUUGUUCUUCACCUCCCUUUCACACAGUGUCCAUGCUGUGUGGGCCGCUUUUAUUUAAUGGCUUUCGCUGUCUAUCUUUCCGAGCAAUUGCUUGGGUAUAGAAGUUCGUUUUUGUUGCCCAUAAAUAACUAGAUCUAGAUUUUUCAAAGCAUUAAGUAUGUUAUUGGAAAAGCUAUCUGCUCUUAAAAAAUCAAUAAUGCAGUGUUAUCCAAACAGCUGGUUUACGACGACUCUCAAUGACCACCAUACCUUGAAAAUUAAAAGGUCAAACUUUGAUAUAAGUAACGGAUUGAGUUAUUUUAUCAAACAAUUAAAUGGUUUUAUAAAAUUAUAAAUCAUUAGUUUUAUGUUUGUUUGUU